Molecule: messenger RNA, 354 nt
Organism: Ophidiomyces ophidiicola
Lineage: Eukaryota; Fungi; Ascomycota; Eurotiomycetes; Onygenales; Onygenaceae
Gene: MZM1
Product: Mitochondrial zinc maintenance protein 1, mitochondrial
Exons: 3
Coding region: 1-354 (117 amino acids)
Biological process (GO): mitochondrial respiratory chain complex III assembly
Source: RefSeq, a predicted model, not a curated record
AUGUCUUCAGUCAGUGCCCUCAGUGCGUACCGGCAACUUCUCCGUGCAACCCGUAUUGCAUUUGAAGGUGACUAUCGAGUCCUUCACGCCGCACGAGCCGAAGCCCGGAAACAAUUCGACGACAGCCGCAAACCGGGCGUGGACACUCCGAUGAAAAUCCAAUAUGCGCUGGAAACGGCGCAGAUUUUGAAAACAAACUUAGUACAAGGUCAAAGGAUGGAGAGUAGAAAUGAGCUGGGAGAGACGAUCGACAGUUAUUCUUUAAGGAUACAUGAGCAUAUCGAGCGAGGAGACAACGAUACGAUUAAAACAGCUGGGAAUAAAGCAGUAAAAGUGAAACCCUGCUCGAAAUAG